Gigantopelta aegis is the source of this 6469-nucleotide messenger RNA. RefSeq names its product potassium channel subfamily T member 2-like. Gene Ontology annotation, molecular function: intracellular sodium-activated potassium channel activity. NCBI's taxonomy places the organism in Eukaryota, Metazoa, Mollusca, Gastropoda, Neomphalida, Peltospiridae. The record is from RefSeq and is a predicted model, not a curated record. Gene Ontology annotation, cellular component: membrane. Gene Ontology annotation, biological process: potassium ion transport. Bases 296 to 3991 code for a protein of 1231 amino acids. The transcript has 30 exons.
GUACAGUGUUAUUAUGUUUAACGGUUUUCUUCUGUUUCUCCCUUUCCACAGUCCUGCACGCUGGUUGGUCGCGAUGCUGCAGUGAACCGGAAAAAAGAGGAAAAAAAUCCGCUUCAUUCGGACAACUGCGCCACACGUGGGGUUUUUCAGUGGACAACGACGUAUACGAAGUAGACGACGUGGGAUAUUUUUACCACAAAUUCUUUGUCUUUAAUGUCGCCGGAGCGGCUAGUACGUAGUUCCAAGCGCGUUGUUUACAAAUAUUCGCACGAGUUUCAGUACCCCACUUUCGAACAUGGAGGGUGAUGACAAUGCUACCGAUUGCGACGGCAUCGACCUAGACAGACUGUGCCAGUGUGACGUGGACGACGAGGACGACGGCUGGGACCAGUGGGAUGGAUACGCUCCUGUCAAAUACUUCACGUAUGAACUCUCUGUGCGAGGUCGUCUCCGCAGACUUCUAGUGAAGAAUCCAUCCACCAGACUGUACAGUACACUGUUUGACUUGGUUGUGAACACUGUGCUGUGUUCUCUGUACGUGACUCGAGUCUGCCUUGACAAUGAAGACCAGUACAGAUGCCAUGGUCAGCCAUGCACGACAAGCAACGUUUCGGUCAGUAAGUCUGGAUUUUCCUCAACAGCCAUCAACUGGUAUGUGUUGCUAUGGGUGUACCGCCCCCUCCCAUUGUGGAUUGCCCAGAUACUGUUAUCUGUAGUUACUCUGGUGAAAGCAUCGUUACAAGUUUACGUCAUGACAAAGGGAACCCGGCGAGAUAACAUUUUGCACUUUUCCUUUCUUUUGGAGCUGUUCUGUUCAUUAAGCAUCAUAGUAACAGCCUUCUAUCCAGUAAUACUCCGCCAUAUCUUUGUUCCGACGUUCAUCCGGUGCUGGUUGGCGAAGAGAGCUUUACAGAAAAUCCUAAAUGACCUGCACCUCACCAAGCAGCGUUUUCAGACGAUCUCCGUAAUUCUGUCACAGCAGAUGUUGUUACUCAAUGUUACUCUGUUCUGUCUCAUCUUCACAACUGUGUGUGGGAUCCAGCACAUCCAGCGCGGCAGUGACACGACGUCGCUCAGUCUGUUCGAGUCAGUCUACUUUGUGAUCGUGACGUUCUCCACUGUUGGAUACGGAGAUAUCUCACCGGACAUCUGGCUCGGACAGCUCUUCAUGUUUGUCAUGAUCUGUGUGGCCUUCGCCUUCAUACCCAGACAGCUGGAGCAGAUUGCGACGACGUGGAUCCAGCGGAAGCGGUCUGGUGGUGAGUUCAGCCGCAGGAAGUCCCGCCGUAACAAGCACGUGGUUGUGUGUUCAACCGUCUUCACCACCGAGACCAUCAUGAACUUCCUCAACGAGUUCUACGCACAUCCCAAGUUAGAGGAACACACAGUCGUGCUGCUGAGUUCCCAGGAGCUGGACACGAGGAUGCAGAUGAUAUUCAAGGACCCUAAGUGGGCAAACAGAGUCGUGUACAUCCGCGGGUCGGUCCUCAAAGACAUCGACCUCAAGAGAUGCAGAAUCAGUGACGCAGAUGCGUGUUUCUUCUUGGGUGACAAACAGUGUGCUAAUAGUGAUAGAGCGGAUCAACAUUCCAUUCUGCGGUCGUGGGCUGUGAAGGAUUUCGCUCCCAAGUGUCAGCAGUACAUCCAGCUGUUUAAAACAGAGAACAAGAUGCACGUCAAGUUUGCAGAACAUGUUGUGUGUGAAGAUGAAUUUAAAUAUGCUCUCUUGGCCAACAACUGUCUGUACCCGGGAUUGUCAACACUCGUCAUGUUGUUACUUCACACAUCCAGGGGCAGAGAGGGUGAGAUUGCUUUGGAACCAUGGCAACAGGUUUACGGUCGUCACUCUGGUAACGAGAUCUACCACAUCCAGCUUGGCCGCAGCACAUUUUUCCGACAGUACGACGGCAAAUCCUUCACAACCGCAUCGGCCAACGCCCACCAGAGGUUUGGGAUUUCCCUGGUUGCCGUUCUGGACAUCACGCGAGCAGACCCACAGUUACAGCUGAAUCCCGGCCCUGACUACAUCCUGAAGAGCUCCGACUACUGCUUCUACAUGGGAGUCACACGCGAGGAGUACUCCAAAGUUAGUGACCUUGCACAGAACCGAACCUUCAUUCCGUCGGCUGCCAGAACUAGAAAUAUAGAGCUAAUAGCAAAUGAAAUCCAGAAAUGGCUACAGAGUGAAGAUGAUGUUGAAGAUGAGAGUCUGUUUAGUACAAUCACAUCACAGCUGACUAAACAAUGUCUACAUGGUCCUGAACGAAUUCCCCUGAUAAAUCUCGGUAACCACGGUGACGGCAAUAACGUGGACUUGUUUCACCAGCACCAGUUGCUCCGACAGAUGAGUGACCCCGAGGAGUCUGUGGAGUAUGUGACCUCGGAGAACAUCAAUGCAUCAAACAAAGUCUCACAGAUCUUCCCAGAGAUGGCCAUCGAAGGAUUUACCAUUGGGUCACCUCCGUGCACACUGUACAUUGGCAGUAAGCGGACUCUGUGUCACCUACACAUCAACAGACGACCCAUGUGCUGUACAGAGUGGGGAAAGGACUGUGAACACGUGACGUUCAAGAAUGCGAACGACGAGCGCUGGGACAACCAGCUGGUCAUACUGACAGCACAGACGGCCAACGCGGGAAUCUAUAACUUCAUCGUGCCGCUCCGGUCGAGCUUCCACAGUUUCAACUCUCUCAGUCCUAUUAUACUGCUUCUAGAACAGCAACCAGAACAAAUAUUUCUUGAAACCAUUGCACAUUUUCCAUUUGUUUUUUGGAUGCAAGGCAAGAUGACAAGUAUUGACGACCUGUUGGUCGCAGGUAUUAACAAGGCAUCUCACAUCGUGAUAGCUAACCGAGAAUCAGACUCGGAUACCAGUGAAGAGAGACUUGUUGAUGCGGAAAUUGUCGUAGCAGUACACAAAAUAUACAGAUUAUUUCCGAAUGCCAACGUGAUAACGGAACUGAACGACGCGUCUAACAUGAGAUUCAUGCAGUUUGAGGCACACGAUGCCUACACGGUGGAAAUUUCAAAACUAGAAAAGAAACUGAAGGAACAGACAAGCUCAAAUCUACCACAUCUUUUCCGUCUUCCGUUCGCCGCGGGUCACAUGUUCAGUGCGUCCAUGUUGGAUGGACUCCUUUAUCAGACAUUCGUCAAGGGCUACCUGAUCAGUUUUCUUCGACUCAUGCUGGGAAUCGAUGCCCAGGAGAACUCUGGCCAUCUUUCUAGCGUUCGUGUUCAGAAAGCAACAGUUACACAGUUCCCAACUUACGGUGACCUUUACAUUGGUCUGUGCUCCACGACUGGGGAAAUCCCUAUUGCUAUUUAUAGAACGGAGAAGAAGCCGACUCCCAGCGCGGAGAAGGAAGAACAGCUCUCCAUGAAGCAAACUUCCUUAUCGCAUCAUGCAACAUCACUAGGGAUAGAGAACAACAACAUCCGAAAGAUGAAGGGGUCGCGGGGUCGGCCGUCGUUGUCGAAGGGGAAACUGUUCAGCGGUGACAAGGACAACACCGACAUCCUCGAUCUCAUCGCCAGUCGACUCAAGAGUCUCAACAUGCACCCGGAGAGAGUUACUGACAAGUCUCCAGGGCAGACGUUAUCUUAUGUUAUUGUAAAUCCCUCCCCCAAGAGGAAGCUCCGGCAUGGAGAUAUCAUUUACGUAAUCCAGCCCAGUCACAUGUGUGCUGUUCCCAACAAACUGAAAUGGAACCGGUCACGGAAGCGUGUAUCGUCCAUUUCUCGAUCAUUGUCCAUCCCUCGAUCGACUAACUUCAAAGUGGAGCGGGUGACGACCCCGACCAGUGAACCCACCUCCCCGAGCGGGGGGAAGAGUGUCAGCUGGAACGAUCUGCCAAAAAAUGCCGAUGGAGACAGAAGCGCCACUGAGAACAAACAAGAGAAACUGUCGGAGAAAUUCCGACGAUCAGCGGGCCACAGAGCACGCUCCAAGUCCGAGUCUUUGAGUGACCGAGAACAAACUCAAGAAUAAACUCUGUCAAGUGUUGAAACUCAGCUAUAAACUUCACCUGUUUUAUCAUGUGAUGGAACUCAACUAUUAACUCCAGUAGUUUUAUCAAGUGAUAGAACUCAACUAUUAACUCUAGUAGUUUUAUCAUGUGAUGGAAUUCAACUAUUAACUCUAGUAGUUUUAUCAGGUGUUGGAACUCAACAGUAAUCUCAAUCAAUCAAGUGUUGAAACACAAACAUAAACUCUAGCUGUUUUAUCAAGUGAUGGAACUCGAACUAUUAACUCUAGUAGUUUUAUCAUGUGAUGGAAUUCAACUAUAAACUCUAGUAGUUUUAUCAGGUGUUGGAACUCAACAGUAAUCUCAAUCAAUCAAGUGUUGAAACUCAAACAUAAACUCUAGCUGUUUUAUCAAGUGAUGGAACUCAAACUAUUAACUCUAGUUGUUUUAUCAGGUGUUGGAACUCAACAGUAAACUCCAUCAAGUGUUGAAACUCAACUGUAAACUCUAUCAAGUGAUAGAACUUAACUAUUAACUAGUAGUUUUAUCAUGUGAUGGAAUUCAACUAUUAACUCUAGUAGUUUUAUCAGGUGUUGGAACUCAACAGUAAUCUCAAUCAAUCAAGUGUUGAAACACAAACAUAAACUCUAGCUGUUUUAUCAAGUGAUGGAACUCGAACUAUUAACUCUAGUUGUUUUACCAGGUGUUGAAACUCAACAGUAAACUCUGUCAAGUGUUGAAACUCAACCGUAAACUCUAGCUGUUUUAUCAAGUGAUAGAACUCAACUAUUAACGCUAGUUGUUUUAUCAGGUGUUGGAACUCAACAGUAAACUCCAUCAAGUGUUGAAACUCAACCGUAAACUCUAGCUGUUUUAUCAAGUGAUAGAACUCAACUAUUAACUCUAGUAGUUUUAUCAUGUGAUGGAAUUCAACUAUAAACUCUAGUAGUUUUAUCAGGUGUUGGAACUCAACAGUAAUCUCAAUCAAUCAAGUGUUGAAACUCAAACAUAAACUCUAGCUGUUUUAUCAAGUGAUGGAACUCAAACUAUUAACUCUAGUUGUUUUAUCAGGUGUUGGAACUCAACAGUAAACUCCAUCAAGUGUUGAAACUCAACUGUAAACUCUAUCAAGUGAUAGAACUUAACUGUUAACUCUAGUAGUUUUAUCAUGUGAUGGAAUUCAACUAUUAACUCUAGUUGUUUUAUCAUGUGUUGGAACUCAACAGUAAUCUCAAUCAAGUGUUGAAACUCAACCAUAAACUCUAGCUGUUUUAUCAUGUGAUGAAACUCAACUAUCAACUCUAGCUGUUUUAUCAAGUGAUGGAACUCAACUGUUAACUCUAGUUGUUUUAUUGAGUGUUGGAACUCAACUAUUAACUUUAGUUGUUUUAUCAAGUGUUGGAACUCAACCAUGAACUCUGGUUGUUUUAUCAAGUGAUAGAACUCAACAAUAAACUUCAGUUGUUUUAUCAAGUGUUGGAACUCAACUAUAAACUCGAGCUGCUGUGUUUGAACUUGACAAUAAUCUCUAGCUAUUUUAUCAAGUGUUGGAAUUCAACUAUAAACUUUACCUCUUUUAUUAAGUAUUAGAACUUGACAAUAAACUUGAUCUAGCUACUUAAUGGAGGGAGUAAACUCACACAAAAACUAAAUAAAACAGUGAUGGAAUUCUGCAAUAAACUAGCUGUUUUAUCAAGUGACUCUAGCUGUUUUGUUAAGUGUUGGAACUCGACAGUAAACUGUAGCUGUUUUAUCAAGUGACUCUAGCUGUUUUAUCAAGUGAUGGAACUCAACAAUAAACUAGCUGUUUUAUCAAGUGUUGGAAUUCAACUAUAAACACUAUCUAUUUUAAACGAUGGACCUCAAACUUGAUCUAGCUACUGAAGGGAGAAAUCUCAAGACUGCACAGCUCUAGCAUAGCUGUUUUCAGUUUUAUCAAGUCAUGGUUCAUGAAUUAACUUUUAAAUUAGUAGUUUUCUGUUUUAUCAAGUCAUGGUUCACGAAUUAACUUUUAAAUUAGUAGUUUACUGUUUUAUCAAGUCAUGGUUCACGAAUUAACUUUUAAAUUAGUAGUUUACUGUUUUAUCAAGUCAUGGUUCAUGAAUUAACUUUUAAAUUAGUAGUUUACUGUUUUAUCAAGUCAUGGUUCAGGAAUUAACUUUUAAAUUAGUAGUUUACUGUUUUAUCAAGUCAUAGAUCACAAAUUAACUUUUAAAUUAGUAGUUUACUGUUUUAUCAAGUCAUGGUUCACGAAUUAACUUUUAAAUUAGUAGUUUACUGUUUUAUCAAGUCAUGGUUCAGGAAUUAACUUUUAAAUUAGUAGUUUACUGUUUUAUCAAGUCAUGGAUCACUAAUUAACUUUUAAAUUAGUAGUUUACUGUUUUAUCAAGUCAUGGUUCAGGAAUUAACUUUUAAAUGAGUACCGUAUUUGACCGGAAAUAAGCCCAUGUCUUUGAAUAAGCCCACCUCCGUUUUGAUAGCAUUUAAGAAAUUAGGCCCUC